Molecule: messenger RNA, 810 nt
Organism: Nematocida major
Lineage: Eukaryota; Fungi; Microsporidia
Product: golgi phosphoprotein 3
Exons: 1
Coding region: 1-810 (269 amino acids)
Biological process (GO): retrograde vesicle-mediated transport, Golgi to endoplasmic reticulum; Golgi vesicle budding; Golgi to plasma membrane protein transport
Cellular component (GO): Golgi cisterna; trans-Golgi network; cytosol
Molecular function (GO): phosphatidylinositol-4-phosphate binding
Source: RefSeq, a predicted model, not a curated record
AUGGAAGAGUUUUCUCCUAGGCGGAGAGACGUGAAAAGAGAAGCAGCGUUUUCGUCGCUAAAGCGCCUGAAGACAGACUUGAAGAUAGUUGAGAUUCUUGUUAUUUUUACCACGUCGGCAGGGUGUGCGGCCAUGCCAGGGCUGUACGAUCCAGUGUCCAUUACCAUUAGAGCCCUUCUGCUGUGCGACCUGGCCUUGGCAGGGAGCCUCCGAAUCGACGACAGAGGCACUGUCUACCCCACAGACACAUACAUGCCGAUAGACGAGCUGCACGACGAGGUGCACAGCAAGCUUAGAAAAGCGGCGAAAGAGAAGACAGUGGACAAGUGGAUUCUGCUGCUGAACGGAGAGUCGUACUCUCUAAUGAAAGACAAGUAUCACAUAAAAAACGCACGGAAAAGAGUGGGCAAGAUGCUGGUUUCCAAGAACAUACUGAGAAAGGCCAAGAGCAAGACAAAGGCUUUUCUAGAGUACAUAACCAACCGGGGGGACGGCUCGGUGGAGGGCGCAUCCUUCAAGGGCGCCAAGGCCAAGGUGGCGCUCGAGGUCACUGCGUACCUCACCGGGGAAGAGGUGUACGAGGAGGCCGACGUUUUGAAGCUGGACAUACUUGUCUGCGCUUUUGCGUUCUGCAGUGUGACCGAGGACCUGUUUCUUACGCUUCCACCAAGCGCCGCAGAGGUCGCGCAGAAAAAGACGCACGAUAUUAUAGGGAGGUACAAGGGGUCUCUUGGAGACACCAGCCAGCCGGCCAAAUGGGCUGUGCACUCGAUCCUUCGGGCGUAUUUGAAGCUGGCAUCAUGGAUAUGA